Messenger RNA from Passer domesticus (house sparrow), 7186 nucleotides. RefSeq lists its product as uncharacterized. The transcript has 3 exons. The coding region runs from base 11 to 550 and encodes 179 amino acids. The record is from RefSeq and is a predicted model, not a curated record. Lineage: Eukaryota; Metazoa; Chordata; Aves; Passeriformes; Passeridae.
CCGGCGCAAAAUGGCGGGUCCGCCGCAGCCCCCGCAGCCUGCUGGUCACCGUCAGGCCGUGCCUGGCAACCGCUGGGAGCGGCUGCCGCCGGUCCCGGCUCUUGCCAGGCUCACGCUGUCGCCCGUCCCCGAGUCCGGCGGUGGGGGCUGCCUGCGGGGUCACGCUGCUAACGGCCCUGACUGCCCGGUACCGCUGAGCGGCCGCGGUCCGUGCCAGGCUGCUGCUGGAGCGGAGCGGGAUUGUUCUGGGUCACACCGGCAGGGCCCAGCAGCGUUAAGCGGCAUCGUGUUACUUCAGCUGCCUCGUAACGCAUUGUGUUCAGUGGAAGGGACUAAGCACACGUGGGAAAAGUAUUUAUUGCUGUUGCUAAGUGAGAUCGUUCCUGGCUGUCCCAUGACAGACCAGAGCUGCAACUGGAGAAGCCCUGUGGCUGUGUGGAGAAGCACGUGUCACUGCAAGUGCAUCUUCUGGAAAUGCAGCUCUGGACUUUGCUCCAGGUCCCUUUAUAUGCUUGCCAGAACUACAACAUACCGUGCAUCAUUUAAGUAAAUCUGCAGCAAAUCCACAGAAGAGAAAAAUGUAUGUGGAGAAGCAGGAAUGGGCUGAGAGGUUGAGUGAGAGGAAGAACAGUCUUCCUCAGAAGAGUCUCAUGAAACCUACGCCAAGUUAAAACUGUAAACUUGCUUUAACCUAAGCUGUAGUCAAUAAAAGGCAGGUGGUGCUUUACCGCUGAAGUCAGCUGAUACAAUGUGAGCUGUGAUUUGGUCAGUGCAUUCUGCACAUGUCAGUUUCAGAUGGUGUUGGUUUCGAUUACCUCAGUUUUGUUGACAAGAUGUAAUUAUCACGGUGUAGAUAAGUUCUGAGACAGCUGUAGGGAUUGAUGAACUCUGAGAAUUAUUGAUGGUUCCUUGAACUUAGAGUUUCCCCAAGCACUAGUGCCAUUCUCAGUUCUGAAUGAAUGCCAAGAGUCAGCAUCCAUUUAAUGGCAACAAUGAAAUCCUGUGCACACCAAUUAAGCAAUUGCUAAUGCUGGGAUCUGUCUAAUCAGAUAAUCUUAUUAGAUUCCAAAUGAUACUUUCAAAGAACAAAAUAGAAAUUAAUUCUGAGAGCUUCAUGGAAGAUCUCUGUGCCAAGAUUGUAGUCCAAUUGGACAGAUAAACCCUGACAUUCAUUCAUGACAGGGUUGACUGAUGUAAAAAUUAUUUGAACAAUAUGAAUAUUGUAAAAUAAAGGAGGGCUUAAGGACAAAAUUCCUAAAUCAGGAAACUCUCCUACUCUAAACAAUUUUUCUCUAUGUAAUUGCUUCAUCAAUUUUCUAUUUUUAGGACCUGUCUCUUACUCAUCCUUGAAAAUUGAUACUUGUAAUAAAUUGAAAGUCAUAACUUUUAGGAAUAUAUGAUUUAUUGAAUCACAAUAUCAUGUUCUAAAAUGGAAUGAGUCUAAGGUUUGUACUGUACCUGAUUAUUUUCCCAUUUUUAUUCUGCAGCCUUUGAAAAUUUAUGAUAGCUGCUAGUCUGAACUGCCUUUUAAGUUGCAUGUACAAAAUACAAUAUUUUGGCCACAUCUCACCAAUUGUGAAAAUUUUUAACAGAAUCGUACACUUACUGAUUUCUGGCCAUGAAUUUGACCUGUGUAUUUAGCUGGUAUGUCAGCAUAUCCAUGUUAUGUACAUAUGUUCCUAAUUUAUCAGUGAUCUAAAUAAGAUACGAACAAUUGCAUUAUGAUAGUAAAAUAUUGCAACUGGCAUCUGGUAGAAGGACAGGGAAAAAGAAAAUACUUGAAAGGCCAUAGAUUUUUUUUUCUUCACAAUGUGCUUUGGCUUGUAUACUAUCCCAUACCAUCCAUGUGGGUUGGCCAGUACACUGGGUCAACUACAUAAGAAUCAUGGCAUACUUAUCCAAAGAGAGGCAGAAUUUAACAGGAUCAGUUCUCCAAUCUGGUUGAUGUCAUGCCUGUAUUGAUGUAAAAGAGAGAGUGUUCCAGAUAUGUGCUUAAAAAGUCCAAGGGCAAUGAGUAGGUCAGGCGGUUCAUGUGGUAACAGUCGUGGUUUAUGGUAUUUAAAGGAUGCAGGAUGUUGGAGUUCAAAAAAUACAAGUAGAAGAAAUUACUGUUUUGGCAUUGUCUGUUUUGGCAGGGAGCAAUAUCUUGACUAUUGUAGUUUUGUGCCAAUAGAUUGCUAUCAAAGAAGUUAAGCAAUAGCGAUACCAAUGAGUCUUGCAAGCUACAUUGAACAGGAUUAAAGUUAACUUCUACAGCUUGGCAUAACAUACAAAAUGGUCACAUCAAUAAUGUAGGCUUUGGCAAGAGUCCAACAGUAUUUAUGGCACAUGACAGAAGUGAUAGAAAGGUGAUAGAAAGUAUUGAAUCACAUUUGUGUAAGACCUGACUAGGCACCUGGGAACACUUCAGUCUAUUCACAACCUGUUCUGCACAACUAGGGGUUGGAGUCAACCACCCAAACAAUGAACGAGGUUCAGAUAUAAAAAUCAUGGCACAAAGGGCAUCCAGCAGGUAGGAGACCUGUGAAGUUUCUUGACAAAUGAUGCUGGGCAUGCAAGAAGUUUCUGUAAGUUCUCAUGAAGAUGGUGCAGCUCUUCUGGAUUACUAAAGAGACAAACCGUAACUAACUGGUGAAUUUCCCUGAGCAGAAUGUAAUAUCUGAGUGAGAGAGUAAUUGGGGAAAUACCAUUAGUAUUUGUCCUCUUUUUUCUUUCCUGUGCAUCUGCUUAUGGUGACUGUUGUGGCUAGUAUCCAGGCCAGUGGGUCUUCCUUUGAAUAAAUAGUGUGGUCAUUUGCCAUAGUUCUCAAGCUCUUCUGAGGUGUAGGUUGAACCAUGUGCCAUUAUGGAUGUCAUUCAGGUUACACUCUGAUGUCCUUCAUUGCUUCUCUGUGUUUCCUUCUGCGUGCCAGUACAGGCACAAUUUGCUGAUGGAGAGGACUCCUGGAGCCAUUCUGUGCUCUCCAGGGAGACCAGCUGUGUCAUGCAUUGGCAGGAUCUGCAGGUUUGGCUGGGCAAGCACCCACAACAGUGGACUGCAAUAAAGAUCACCAUUUGAGAGAGAUGCUGGCACUUCAUAACUUUGCAGAAUUUCCUGCAUCACAAGUUAUCUGUGGAAGGAUAGGGCAGGUCUCUGUACAUGCUGCCUUGUGAUAUACCUUCCUUGCAAACAGAUAUUGUUAGUUGUGGCUAUUGUUAGUUUGUGGGACAGGCAAAUUAGAAGGGCUGAAGGAGAAAAAUCUCUGUUUGAACCCAUAUGUCUCCCAGUCCUCUACCAUGGAAGAGAUGUGUCUGUUUGGUUUGAGCGUAUAUGGUCUUUUCAUAGGUGUCAUCCCUCUCCAAUUCCAGUAAAUGCUGUUUCACCAUAGUUAAAGUGGUUUGCAGAUAACCUUUUUGGGAAUUCUUGCUGCCAUUGUCAUUAAGGUGAAAGGGGGCUGCUUUUGUCGUACUUAGGGAUCAUUUAAUAAAAAAUGUCAAGAUUUGAACUAUUGCUAAUUAUUUUAUCAGUGGGAUUGUGGUGUAUCUAGAAGCAGAGCCCCAUGUCCACAAAGACAUUAGUUUAAUGGAAAAAGUGUGUCAGUUGACCAGGAUGCCUGAUAAUUAUUUGGAAAUUCCCAGUACUAAGAAGCAUGUGAGGAGGAGAUCCACGCAGCUGUGCUGAGUCACAGGCUUUCCACACAGCAUCCUGUCUGUUCUCGCAGUGUUUAUUCAGUGUGGCAGGAUACACCCUUGUCCCCUCCCAGUGUCUCAACCCACCUCCCACUGUCUGCACCAUCAGGGAAAAACCACAAACACUUUAUCAUAUUCAAUACCAUUGAUUGGCCCAAAAUUGAAGCCUGCCACAGCAUUAAAAAUAGUGUUAUGACAAAAAAAAUUUUCAUUAUGAAUAAUAUAACUUCUUUAUAAUUUUAGUGAACAACAUAAUAAUUAUUAUCAUUCAUAUUUAGAAAAUUUUUUUCUUAUAUUCAGCUGAAAUUUUUCUAACUUUUAAACUGCAGAUAUAUAAUGUGUAUGUCCUAGAUGUAAUAUGUUCUAGACACUGAUUAUGAAAAUGCUUAGUCAAUGCAUAUUUAGAAGCCAAGUGCUUUUAAAGAAGCAAAGAGCUAUUAGGAUUUGGAGGUUAUUUGCUGCAUGUGCAGAGCAGUCACUUUCACCACUGAAGAGAAAGACUGUUAGAGAAUGGGGAAGGACAGAAAACUUCCAUCUGCCUUGCUGCAGGAGGACCAUGUUGGAAUGUCAUGCCCUGGUUCUGCCCUGACGUCCUUUGGGGUGGCAGGAAGAAGUGAAUGCAUGCAAUACUGUACACCAACAACCCUACCCUGUUCACCUGAGCACAGCACAGUGCUACUGGAGCCCACCACAAAUAUGGGGCUAUUGCUGCAAGGCACAAAAUCAGGAAACAUUUUCAUUUCUCUUCUUUCUGUCUAAAACUAUUAAAUGUUUUUGGGGGAUGCACAGGGAGGAUUGCAAGGACUUGGAUUGCUAAUCAGCCCCCAGUGCAAGGAGCAAGCAAUUAAUUCCUUCAGACAGGGUGAAAUACUUUAUUCUGGCAGUUGUAUUUAUUCUAGUUGCAGUGGACUUUACCAGUCCCAGGCAAUUUUCACUGCUUUGGUUGCUAGGUGACUAUGUGAAGUGAGAUGCUUCACCCCAAGAUGCAGCCAUAAGAACAUUCAGCCAGAGCCUGUCUCCACCAGUUUCUUGUGAGGGAUAAUCUUGGGGUUUUUUUUGAUGGCCUGUUGUUUCCAGUUCUCAGAUAGUGAUGUAUUUGGCACAAGCCAGAGUAUGUUGCUGAGGCUUCACAUACCUGCUUCUGCAAGGUUCUAGUUCAGUAUCCACUGCAAGUCUGGGCUUGGCUUCUGCAGGCACAGUUGCUUCUGAGACCCUCUUUCUCACAGAACCACAGAAUGGGUCAGGUUGGAAGGGACUCCAGUGGGUCAUGUUGUCCAACCUCCCUGCUCCAGCAGGGUCAUCGGCACAGCACAGGAGAGCAGAGCACAUGGCACAGGAUUGUGUCCAGAUGGUCCUUGAAUAUCUCCAGUGAAAUUCUCCACAACCUCUCUGGUCAAUCUGUUGCAGUGUCUGGUCACCUGCACAGUAAAGAAGUUCUUCAUGUUCAGGUGGAACUUCCUGUGCAUAGUUCCUGCCCAUGGCUUCUUGUCCUAUUGCCUGGCACUAUUUCUGCUGUGCUUAAGGCAACUAAACUCACAAUUCUGGCUCUUGAUGAAUGAGGAGCUGUUUUCCCCUUUUCCUUCCUCUUUCCCAGCCAAGUAUUGCUGCAGCAGGGUGAGGUCAGAGAUCUGCCAGUUUCCCCUCACCGCUGGGGGAAGUUCCUGAUAAACUCACAUCCACCAGCUUUCUUUGCUGAAGACAAGUAAACCUAUUUACACUAUGUUUAAUAAUUUUACAUUGAAACAAUAUGAUAGUACCUCUGUAUACUCUUUUAACAGUCAAGAAAUGCCAUUUUGUAAAACAGUCUAAGAGGCUAAAGUGUAGGAGCAGCAGUACUUGGAUUUUAGCUCCCUACAAGUUCUGCAUGGUUGUUACCUGCAGUAGCUACUCAGUAUAUUAGCUAAUGUCUCUGGCUUUGAUGGCAAAUUAACUAUGAGUAUGGUGUGGGAAUUGAGAAAGUCUAAAUGUUUCACAAAUGUUUGCUCAUUGAAAGGUAUAUUCCUAGGGUUGCAAAGGUUAAUUCUGAAUAUUUAAUUCAACAUAUCAAUUGAUACUGGCAGCUUCAACACUAGCCUUACUGCUGAGCAUUUUCUGCAAAAUGAAGCCCAGUACUUUUCUACCUACUUACCAAUCUGUGGUUCCAGGGAUUUGAAAUAAAGAAAAUGUUGGAUUUUAUUUUGCCCAGUGUGUUUAGGCUUGUUGAGACUUUAGCAGAAAAGCUGGUUGAUCUGGUUUUUCUAGGAUGGAGUCAUAACUGUAUUAACUUUCCUGACCUGAUGAAAGAUAGGGUUUUUUUAUAGCAUGCAUAUUGUGGUGUACACAUGAAAAUGAUUGAAACAUUAUUAAUUUACCUCUUCUGAUACCGAAAAAUUACAUUAAAAUAUAUAAUUAAUAUGUAAUUAAAUAUUCAGUACUGGUCAUAGGAGAAUACAAUGAAGUAUUGUAUGAAGAUCUGACGGAUUUAUGAAAAGUAAUUAGGUGGUUCAGGUAAAAACCUGAUCCAAAGAGAUAAAACUCUUGGUAUUUGGCUUCCAACUCCCUGCAAAGAAAGUAGCCUUGUUCCUGCCAGCCUCCCACGCUGGGCAGAGCAGCAGGAGGCUGCCCCAGUGGGCUUGGACCUCUGGAUGAACUGCAGGCAAGGCUGUCCCUGCUGGAACAAACUAGCUUCCUUUGGCCUUGAUGGGAGUUACAGAUACUCUCUUGUGGAAGAUUUGUCUGAGCAGAGCUGGGGGAGAACAGGUCUGGCUGUUUCUGCUCUGUAAAAGCCUGACACUAAAGCAGGCACCCUGACUGCAAAGACAAAAAACUGCCCAAAACCAGCAGUAUGUCCUUACUGCAGGCACUGAGUUAGGGCCCUCCGUGCCUAAGGGUUUAGGGGAAGCUGCUGAAAGAAAAGGUGCAGUCUGCUCCAUGCCCAAGAGACAUCAGAUCUCUAAUCCAGAAGAUCCUGAUUCUGCUUUACCACUGGAUGUGGCAAAAAAAAAGUUCUUCCUUGCUCUGAACCUUCUGCUCCCCAAAAGAAAAUCUGCAGAGAAACAGAAGGAAGAGGAACACCGCCCUUUUUUACCCACUGCCUUGAGGACUGGGAUGUGUAAAGGGAAUUUCAGCUCAGAUAGCUCUUCAUACUAAGCAGCACUCCUGUCACCAAGUUAAAAAGUACUGCAGUGUCUGGACAUUUUUCGUUCUAUUUAUUAAGAGUGACCUGGUAGGAUGUGACCUAACACCACAAAAUCUUCAAAAAUGUGAAAUAAAAAUAUGAAGCUUCAUUCCCUACAUUGCUUUCCACAUUCUCAAUAUCUACAGCAAUGAAGUGAACAAUUAAAACAUAGACCAAAACUUUACAAAAUUAUCUGGUUCAUUCCCAACAACAGUGAAUUCCCCUAUUUUAUUUCUGACUAUGUAACAUAAUGGCAAACAUGAUAUCCCCAGACAGCACCAGUCUUUUUUAAAAGAGUGCUUGUUUAGGGAACUGUAAAAUAAUGCAUGCCAUUCAUUUUAACUAAGUAUAUAUUUUCCCU